UCACAGGCAAGCACGCAGUCGCCUCGCCAGCUCGCCUCCUCGAAAACCUCCAAGCUUAAACCCCCUUCUCUCUCUUUCUCACUCACCCCAGUACCCCACUGAACACUCCAGUACUCCACUCCUCACCGCCCCGAGUGCCAAGAGCCCAAGAUCCCCCAAUACCUAGACUACCCGAUCGCCGGCCGCCGGGCCUCAUCCGGCGCGCGCGGAAUGGGGAAGCGCAAGGGGAGGACGCCGGCAGUGACGCCCCCUAGCGGCGAAGAUGGGAGCGGGAGCAAGCCACCGCCGGAGUGGACGACAGAGGAGGACCUGUGCUUCGUCUGCAAGGACGGCGGCGACCUCCGCCUCUGCGACUACAGGAAUUGCCACAAGGCUUAUCAUCCUGAGUGUGUGGGAAAGGACGAUGAUUUCCUCAGUUCGGAUGAAAAAUUCAUCUGCGGUUGGCAUACAUGCUUUAUUUGCAAAGGCCGUUCGUACUAUCGGUGCUUCUGCUGUCCGGACAAGUCUGUUUGUCUUGGUUGCCUGACCCAAGCAGACUUUGUGCAAGUAAGAAGGCAAACGGAGGGAUUCUGCACCGACUGUCUAAGGCUGGCAAUCAUGAUUGAGAAGGAAGUUGAAGUUGACUCUGAUGGGGAGAAAGUUGAUUUCGAUGACAGGGAGACUUAUGAAUUUUUGUUUAAGGAGUACUGGGAGAUAGUUAGGGGAAAAGAGGGCUUGACAUUGGAUAACCUUCAAGAAGCUGAUGCUUAUCUAAAGAAUCAAGUAUCAGAUUCAGAGAAUCUUCCUGAAGAAGAGCACAACUCAGAUGAUAAUUUCUUGGGCGAUAGUGAUGAUGAGCCAAUUUGCCUAUCUAAUGUCAAAGGAACAUCAAAUAGAGUGAAAUCUUUUCUGAAACAAGGAAAAUCAAAGAAGAGUAUCUAUGUUGGCUGGGGUUCAAAAGAGCUGAUUGGAUUCCUUGCAUCUAUAGGGAAAGAUACAACCAAAUCACUAGAUCAAUUUGGUGCUGCUGAAGCUGUCAGGGAGUACAUUCGACAGAAAGAUCUUUUGCAGAAAGAUAAGAAAAGGCAUGUCAUAUGUGAUGACAAACUCUGUUCUUUGUUUAGGAAACCGAAGUUGAAGUACAACAAGAUAUAUAGCUUGCUUGAAAAGCAUAUUUCUGCUAAUGCCAUAUCAGAGGAUGAAACACAUUCUAGUUCUGAGGACAACAGUGAUUCAUCUGUGAAAAAGAAAACUCGGACCAUGAUCUCUGAAUCCUGUACACCUAAACGGAUUUCUGAAAGAGAUAAGAGAUGCUUUGCUGCUCUUGUUCGUGACAACAUUAAGUUAAUCUAUUUGAAGAGAUCGUUGGUUAUGGAUCUGCUAAAGCAUCCAGAGACAUUUGAAAAUAAAGUCAUUGGCUGUUUUGUUAGAGUAAAGAAUGAUCCCAAAGACUAUAGUUACAACAAGCAUAAAAAAUUGUACCAGCUCGGACAAGUGACUGGCAUCAGGAAAUCUUCAGAAGAAUACAAGAUAAGGGACACAUCUACAGAUAUGCUUUUAUGUAUUUCGAGCAGCUCGGCUGAAGUCAAAAUUUCUAUGUUGUCAGAUGAAGACUUUGAAGAGGAGGAAUGUGAAGAUCUUCGUCUGUUGGCCCAGAAAGAACACUGUAAAAGGCAUACUGUUGCUGAGCUUGAGGAGAAACUGAGAAGUGUACAGAGGGACAUAGUCAGUCAUUGGAUCAAUAAAGAACUUCAGAGACUGGAAAAGUUAAUUGACCUGGCAAAUGAGAAAGGUUGGCGAUAUCAAAUGCGUGAAUACAUUGACAAGAGACAGCUAUUGCGCACACCAUCAGAAAGACAACGUCUUCUUGAAGAGGUCCCACGAGUUAUACCAGAUUCAGAAGAUAACGAAGACACCGAAUUAUUAGUUGCAGCUUCGGACAAGCCUUUACAGAAAAAUACAUCUGUUUUACAAGGUGCCAAUGGGGAGAAAACUGUUUGCCUGGAAAGCUGCUCUGAAGAAAUUUUUAGAGGUGCCAAGAGGGAGAAAGAUGUUUGUUUGAGACAUUGCUCAAAACAAAAACCUAAAGGUGCCAAUGAGGAGAACGCUUUUUGCAUGAAAAGUUGCUCAGAAGAUAAAUUUAAAGGUGCCAAUGAGGAUAAAGCUGUUUGCUUGAAAAUUUCCUCAGAAGAAAAAGCUAAAGACACUAAAGCCCACGCUGUUGGUGAUACAAUUACACCCAGGACAGAUGUUCAAAACCAGGGCACUCAAGCUAGUGAAGUCAAUGUUGCAGGUGGGAAAGACAAUGUGGAUGGUGCUAAACCUGGAAUGCAUGUUCAAAAGCAGGGUAAUGAAGCUAAUGCAGCUGGGAUCACAGCUCAAGUUAUUAUCAUUGACGAUGAUGAAGGUGCGAACAGCACUGUUGAUCAGAAUGCUGAUGAAUCUUGGUGCGCUCACGUGAUGCAACACAAGACAAAGCACACGACCAUGUGGUAUUACAUGGAUCCUCACGGUGACGAGCAAGGCCCGUUUCCAAUAGAGAGCCUGCGUAGUUGGAAGAAAGCCGAUUACUUCGACGAUGACUUCAGAGUCUGGAGAGCAGGUGAAUCUUGUGACAAGGCCAUUUUGCUCACAGAUGCUCUGCGCCUGAAAGGUUGAGACUGCUUCGGGUCCUCAUGUCCUAGCAAGUUAGAUGUAUGCAUGGCAUCACAGGUAUCCUCUUGUUUGUAAUAUAACUGUGGGAGGGAGGGCCAGACAGAGCCUCUGCAGUGUAUGCAUUACCUGAUCCUAGCUAAGUUAGAAACGUUUAGCCUGUGGCCUUUAGGCAUGGGGAUGAAUGUACUUUGGGCCCAUAAACCAGCUUCAGAUGUUGACUCCAUUGCGCGCAAGUAUUUUUCUGGGAUGAAUGGCGAUUUGUCAGCUUGGCACAGAACCAGGUUCAA
This is a messenger RNA of Brachypodium distachyon (stiff brome), 2921 nucleotides long. RefSeq lists its product as uncharacterized. The coding region runs from base 211 to 2637 and encodes 808 amino acids. The record is from RefSeq and is a predicted model, not a curated record. NCBI's taxonomy places the organism in Eukaryota, Viridiplantae, Streptophyta, Magnoliopsida, Poales, Poaceae. The transcript has 16 exons. Gene Ontology annotation, molecular function: protein binding; DNA binding.